UAAGACCGUGGAAUAUUGCCGUCAAGUAAAUUACAGUGGAGUAUGUUACACGCACGUGGUUACACAGCACGUGUCAUCUGUAGUGAUGUACUCCAGGAAUUCGCGGAUGGUGGCAACAGUCACCAGAUAUGAACACGUUGGGACACAAGUACGUCGAUUUUGGGAACAAGAUCGCAAAUCCGGUUAUCCGCAAGUAACAACGAAAAGCUCAUCUGAUAACCGAAACAAGCUCUGGCACAUUCGUAACGGCUUUCGUUUGCUUGGGGACGAGUUCCAACUCUUGAAACGAGAGGUCAUUGAACGCUUAGAAUGUGAUCCGUUGUUGAUAUUUCGAAAGGACGAAAUUGACCUCGCUUGGAGGUUCAAUGGUGACAAAAAGUCACUUGAUCAAUGGGUUGUUACCGCCGAUAGUGACUAUGGAGAAGGUUACUCAAAUUGCAGUCUGCAAUUGACCAAGUCUGGCAGAGCGCUGUUUUCUGGAUACUUGGACAAACGUGUACCAAAAACAGGAAACAUCAAAAAGGCAGGAUAUUGCAACAUUAAUACUCUACCUGCUCGCAAAUCCUUUAAGCGAGAAGGUUACUAUGACUGGCAUCCCUACAAUCACCUGGUCAUGCGAGUUAGAGGGGACGGGCGAUCCUACAUGCUGAAUAUCGCGACACCCGGAUACUUUGAUAUAACUUGGAAUGACGUUUAUCACUAUCCACUCUACACAAGGGGUGGACCUUAUUGGCAGUACGUGAAAAUACCUUUUUCAAAAUUUUUUAUGGCUAGCAAAGGAAGAAUCCAAGACAACCAAUGUCCAUUACCCUUGGACAGUGUGGUUCGGUUUGGAAUCACCGCAGCUGACAAGGUGACGGGGCCGUUUAACUUGGAAAUUGACUACAUCGGAUUGAUGUUUGAUCCAAGUCAUACGGAAGAAUGUGCGUAUGAAAUGUACAAAACAGAUGACUACAUCGCCGGAUAUUGAUGUGGUUGCAGAGACACUUGUCUGUUCCUGCCAUUUCAACAGCUCGCAAAUUUGCAUCUGUAAUUAUAAUUCUCUG
Molecule: messenger RNA, 1046 nt
Organism: Diprion similis
Lineage: Eukaryota; Metazoa; Arthropoda; Insecta; Hymenoptera; Diprionidae
Gene: CIA30
Product: complex I intermediate-associated protein 30, mitochondrial
Exons: 2
Coding region: 86-970 (294 amino acids)
Biological process (GO): mitochondrial electron transport, NADH to ubiquinone; mitochondrial respiratory chain complex I assembly
Cellular component (GO): mitochondrion
Source: RefSeq, a predicted model, not a curated record